This is a messenger RNA of Branchiostoma floridae (Florida lancelet), 1892 nucleotides long. Its product is annotated as DNA repair protein XRCC4-like. The transcript is spliced from 9 exons. The record is from RefSeq and is a predicted model, not a curated record. Gene Ontology annotation, biological process: DNA recombination; positive regulation of ligase activity; double-strand break repair via nonhomologous end joining. NCBI's taxonomy places the organism in Eukaryota, Metazoa, Chordata, Leptocardii, Amphioxiformes, Branchiostomatidae. Gene Ontology annotation, molecular function: DNA binding. The coding region runs from base 141 to 1205 and encodes 354 amino acids. Gene Ontology annotation, cellular component: nucleus; DNA-dependent protein kinase-DNA ligase 4 complex; DNA ligase IV complex.
AAAUUCCGACCUGUGCGGAAUAUGGUGCUACAUGAAUGUAACGCGAAGGUCUCUAAACCCGGAAGUGUGUGCGGGUCGCAGUCGUGUGUGUUUGUGCUAGGUUUAAACCAGUAAAAACAAAACCACAUAUAAGCGCCCCCAUGAGAACCCUGUGUAAACUGCAGGCAGGAGGCCAGCCCUACUACCUGCUGACUAAUGUGGUACAGAACGGCAGGGAAGGGUUUCAGCUCACCCUGUGUGAUGGACUGACAGCAUGGGCUGGACAGGUUGAUGGGGACGACAUGAAGGAGAUGGCAGACGAGUCCGGGAUGGAGUUUGAGACGUUCGUUGCGGAGAGCGUGCGGGCGCUGACUCGGGAAAACAUGGGUGACAUCACCUUUCACUACUCUGUGGAGAUACAGGAGGAGGAUGUCACAUGUAGACAGUUCUCUUGGAAGAAGUACAUACCAUCAGAAAAAGUCAGGUUCCAGUUGGGCAGUAUGAAGUUGCGAGAGGCAGCCAGUCCUGGCGAGGCAAUGCAGCAGAUAUUUGACCACGCCCUGGGUAAGGUGGAGGAGCUGAGACACACCAUCUCUGAUGUACAGAAGGAGAAGGACAGACUGUCCGGGGAGAGGACCAAGGCACUGGAGAGGCUGGAAAAGUAUGUGGCACAGAAGGAAGAAAUGGAGGGAGACCUGUACGCCAAGUUUGUUGUUGUCGUCAACGACAAGAAGGCCAAAAUCCGUCAGCUGAAAGACGAGUUGGCGCAGGCAAGAGAAAUGGCAGCUACGCAACAAUCCAGAAAAGUCAGCCAGACCACAAAACGAGACGCCCCAUCAGGGUCAUCAGAAGACAAUGACACAGACAAGAACCCUGAUAGUGAAGAUGAAGAAGAUGGAAACACGACAGACGAGGAACGGCCGAAGAGGAAGGUGUGGAGGAACACUGCAGGGGGUGGGGGCGACCUCGACCUUGAGCUGGGAGGGGAAGACGAAGGAGGGGCCGACCUUGAACCUGCUGCUAAGAGGAGGAGAAGAAGAGAGCCUGCUCCCAGAAGAGAUGAAGCGGUUUCCAAGCCUACCAUUCCAAAGGGAACUUCACAGCGUAGCCAAUCCAGUGAUAGGUCCUCCCCUUCAGGAGUACCCAGAAUUCCCAGCCGCCAAUCAUCUGGCAGAUCCAACAGGUCAGGUGACCUUGAUCCAGAUGACCUUUUUGAUGAGUUGUGAAGUGCCCAUUUCACAUGAACUGUUGGUCCAUAAUGUUUCUGCAAUACAUUUAUUUACAUUAACAAUGUAUGCAAAAAUGUAUCAAUGAAUUUUUUAACAAUCUAACAGUCAAGGUGCUUUGAAGAAAUGCUUUUGAAAAAAGUGCUAUGUUAUGAAUUUCAUGUAGUAGAUUCCAUGGACCAAAUUUGAAUUCUAAGUCUUUAUAACCAAUGAAUUGUUAUGAAUUUGAUGAAAUGAUAGUUUGAGACAAUUCUGACUUUUAGACUUGUAGCUUGCAACUAGGAAUAUACAAUGUUGUCAAGUAGAAAUAGAUGAGUAUAUGACAAUUGUUGAUGUUCUACAAAAGGAGACAUACAUGUAUGUUUGACAGUUGUUGAAUGUUGUCAUCAAAAGUAUUGGCAUGAUAUAACAUCAAGACAUAAUCAAACAUGGGAAUAAAAUAUGACCUCAUAAUUCUAUUUUUUAUCACAUUCAAAACCUUUUCCUCUGAAUAGACCAAACCCAUAGCCCACCCACCUGUGUCAAAACACAGAAAUGCAGAUAUAAUGUUAUAAAUAAUAUAUAGACAUACAUGCAGAUUGUAGUGUAGUACAUUUUAGGUAACAUUAGGACUCAUAUUUAUCUGAGUGUGUUGGCAUUGUAGGAUAGUCUUAGCAAUGAAAUAAAAGAAAUGUAUGAUUUUUCUAA